ACAGCGCGUAGGUCCUCUCUCUCUUUCCAGUCUUAUCAUCCUGUGGUGUAUUCAAUUUAGAACCACAGAGAUUUGAAACCCUAGGCCUGCGAUCUUGACCUAUUCGAACAGUUACUAUUGAAGGGAAGACCCUAAUCUGGGCUUUAUAAUCAGAGAAUGCCGAAAGGGGAGAUCCACCCAAAUCAACCCUCACAGUCUCUCGACACAACCACAACGGAGGACCCCUGCAAAAACGGUGUGAGGUGCGGUAAAUGGAUCCUUCGUUCUACCAAGUUUCGAAGAGGUAGAGGUCAACACCCAUCACUAAAGUUUCAGCCUACUACUCCACUUUCACAAAACAGGAAGCGUCCGGCUCCAUCUCCUGCGUCAUCGGCAAACUCUGUCAUAGGCGAGAACAGCAUCCCACUGUUAGGUACCACAAUUAUCAUGUCGACAAGUGGAAAUCAGGAGCACGAAGAUUCUAGCAGUGACGACGACGAGUUAAUGGACCUAGAUUUUUUGGAAAAUAUGUCGGAAAGUGAUGAGGAGGAUGAACGAAUUCCUCAACGAGUAGCCCCUUUUACUGGUCAAUCAUACACUCAGUUUUUGAUGACAAAACACCCCAAAACCAUUAAAGACGUUUUACGUGUUGACAAACAGACUUUUAAAUCAUUGGUUGCAUUGUUGGUGGAUAAGGGUCAGUUAAAUUGGGAUCAUAUGAGAUUGUCUGUAGAGGAAUCAUUGGCAAUAUUCUUAUUCAUAUGUGGACAAAGUGGACGGAUGCGACUUGCGGCUGACCGAUUUCAACAUUCCCUUGAUACCAUAAGCAGACACUUCAACCUUAUGCGUCAUGCUCUUUGUUAUGUUGGUAUGUUCAUAAUCCGACCACCUAAUCUUAACGAUACGCCUCCUCAAAUUCUCAAUGACGGAAGAUAUUACCUGUGGUUUAAGGACUGCAUUGGCGCAAUAGAUGGAACCCACAUUGAGGCUUGGGUACCGGCAUCCAAGCAAAUCGCAUUUCGUGGCAGGAAGUCCAUCAAAACUCAAAAUGUGAUGGCAGUAUGCUCAUUUGACAUGAAGUUCACUUUUGUUUACCCCGGUUGGGAAGGGAGUGCCCACGAUGGACGUGUUUUUUUAGCUGCAGUGUCGAACCCAGCCUACAACUUCCCACAUCCGCCACUGAAUAAAUAUUAUGUGGUGGAUUCCGGAUACACAAACAUGCCCGGGUAUCUAGCUCUUUAUCGAGGACGUAGGUAUCAUAGAGACCAGUGGAAUGGAAUUGAUACAAUGUUUCGGUCGCCCCAAGAGCUUUUCAACUACAAGCAUUCAUCAUUGAGGAAUGUUAUAGAACGUUGUUUCGAUGUUUUAAAAGCAAGGUUUCCAAUACUGAAAACUAUGCCUAGGUACUCAUGUGCUCGUCAACCUACAAUCGUUACUGCAUGUUAUGUGGUGCACAAUUGGAUCAUAGAGCGGCGUGGAAGAGAUGAAUUUUUUGAUGGAUAUAACGAACAUGAUUGGGAGGGAAAUGAGGAGGACAACAACGGGAAUGGCGCCGGGGAACAUGUCGGCGAGGUUGAGCCUAUCAACAUGUCACGUCAAAAUAUUCAAUUGAUGUCUAUUAGGCGGGAUGAAAUUGCGCAACAAAUUUGGGCGGACUAUUGAUGUGUUUUUUUUUUCAUGCACUAUGUUUUUUUCUUCAAAUUGUACCGUAUU
This is a messenger RNA of Rhododendron vialii, 1692 nucleotides long. RefSeq lists its product as uncharacterized. The coding region runs from base 157 to 1641 and encodes 494 amino acids. The transcript is spliced from 5 exons. NCBI's taxonomy places the organism in Eukaryota, Viridiplantae, Streptophyta, Magnoliopsida, Ericales, Ericaceae. The record is from RefSeq and is a predicted model, not a curated record.